AUGUCAAACAUAGUGUCGAGUCCAGGUAUCAAGGACGCAGAACUAUUGGUAUCUAAAUCGACAUAUCUGAGACCCUACGUUUGGCCAUUUACGAUUAUAUAUCCCAUCUUUUUCCAAUUAUACUUGAAUCAUUAUGAUACUUAUUUCGUGGGCAGAGAAUGGACAUUUGUCUAUACUAUAGCCAUAGUAUCACUCAACUUGCUAUUCUGGUUAAUGCCUCAUUGGAAUAUUGACAUCAACUCCAAGUUCAAUUAUACUAGAGUUGACAAGAUUGAAGAUGCAACUUAUAUUAAAAUUACACCAGCACCAAAUUCAGGUGUGGGUGAGAUUAGUCAUAUUAAUCGUGAAACUUUCCAUGAUGGAGAGAAGCAAACUAGUUUCUUGUACCAAAAAAGAAGAUAUUUGUAUCACCCUGAAUUAAAGAAAUUUUCACCACCAGAGUUUGAAUUUGAUUCGUUACCUAAAUUGAGAGUUUAUCAAUCUACAAACGGUUUAAGUGGAGAUUUACAAAAGCGGUACAGAAACUAUGGAUUAAAUAAGUUUGAUAUUCCAAUUCCAACAUUUUUAGAAUUGUUUAAAGAACAUGCUGUGGCUCCUUUUUUCGUUUUCCAGAUUUUCUGUGUUGCACUUUGGUGUAUGGAUGAACAAUGGUACUAUUCCCUUUUUUCAUUGUUUAUGUUGGUUUCAUUUGAAAUGACAACUGUGUUCCAAAGAAGAACAACUAUGGCUGAGUUUCAAAGUAUGGGAAUCAAACCUUACGAUAUUUAUGUCCAUCGUGAUAACCAAUGGCGAAAAAUAUCCACUACUGAUUUGUUACCUGGUGACUUAGUGUCCAUUACUAGAACAAGUGAGGAUAGUGCUUUGCCCUGUGAUUUGCUUUUGGUUGAUGGAUCAGCAAUUGUUAAUGAAGCCAUGUUGUCAGGAGAGUCUACGCCAUUGUUGAAAGAAUCAAUCAGAUUAAGACCUAGUGAAGACAAUUUGCAACCAGAAGGAUUUGAUAAAAACUCAAUUUUGCAUGGUGGUACACUGGCUUUGCAAGUGACAAAACCUGAAAAUUCAAUUGUUGCACCAGCUCCUGAUAACGGAUCUCUUGCUGUUGUCACCAAGACCGGGUUUGAAACCUCUCAAGGUUCACUUGUUCGUACAAUGAUUUUCUCCAGUGAACGUGUUUCUGUUGGCAAUAAGGAGGCAUUUUUGUUUAUUUUGUUUUUGUUGGUUUUCGCCAUCAUUGCUUCGUGGUAUGUUUGGACUGAGGGAACAAGAAUGGGUAGAGUUCAAUCAAAAUUGAUUUUGGAUUGUAUCAUUGUCAUCACUUCAGUUGUUCCACCUGAAUUACCAAUGGAAUUAACAAUGGCUGUGAAUUCAUCAUUGUCGAAGUUGCAAAAAUUUUACAUUUACUGUACUGAACCAUUUAGAAUUCCAUUGGCUGGUAGAAUUGAUGUCUGUUGUUUUGACAAGACUGGUACUUUGACAGAUGAGGAUUUGGUAUUUGAGGGAUUGGCGGGUUUUAAAGAUGAUGAUAUCCAUCAUUUGUACAAGGCUUCUGAUGCACCAACUACAACCUCAUAUGUUUUAGGAUCAGCUCAUGCUUUAGUCAGGUUGGAUGAUGGUGAUGUUGUUGGUGACCCAAUGGAGCAAGCUACUUUGAGCGCAGCUCAUUGGACCGUAGAAGCAAAUGAUUCUGUCGAAAGACAAAAUGGUAAAAAGACGGAAAAGAUCAAGAUUUUACGUCGUUUCCAAUUCUCGAGUGCACUCAAAAGAUCAUCAACUAUCUCAUCAAUUAAUUCAGUCCCUGGUAAGAACUUUGUUGCUGCUAAAGGUGCUCCAGAAACCAUUCGUAAAAUGAUUGUUGAUGCGCCUGAUCAUUAUGAGGAAAUCUACAAAUCUUUCACUAGAGCUGGUUCCCGUGUGUUGGCCUUGGCUUACAAGUUCUUGGACACAAACGUAAAUGUCAACAAAGUUAAACGUGAAGAAAUCGAAUCAAAGUUACAUUUUGCCGGUUUUAUUAUUUUCCAUUGUCCAUUGAAAGCUGAUGCCAUUGAAACUAUCAAAAUGUUGAAUGAAUCAUCCCAUCGCUCGAUUAUGAUUACUGGUGAUAACGCAUUAACUGCUUGUCAUGUAGCUAAGGAAGUUGCAAUCACUACUAAAGAUGUUUUGAUUUUGGAUGUUCCAGAAGAACACCAUGAUGCAGAUAGUGCUGAUUUGGUAUGGAGAAACGUUAAGGAAACUGUUGUUAUUCCUGUUAAGUCUACUGAUAAGAUUGAUUUUGCCAAAUUGAAACAAUAUGAUAUUUGUUUGACUGGAUACGCGUUGAACUUGUUGAGUAAACAUGAACAAUUACUUGAUUUGUUAAAGAGAAGUUGGAUUUAUGCUAGAGUAUCACCAUCACAAAAGGAAUUUAUUUUGACUACGUUGAAGGAUGCUGGAUACAACACAUUGAUGUGUGGUGAUGGUACUAAUGAUGUUGGUGCAUUGAAACAAGCCAAUAUUGGUGUUGCUCUUUUGAAUGGUACUGAAGAAGGUAUGAAUAAGAUUAUUGAAAAUAGAAAGAUUGAAGCUACUAAAAAGGUUUAUGAUAAACAAGUUCAAUUGUUUGCCAACUGGGGUAAACCAGCACCUAAUGUGCCACCAAUUAUUGCUCACUUGUACCCACCAGGACAAAACAACCCUAAGUAUUUGGAAGCUAUGGAAAAGAAAGGCGUUACAAUUACAGAAGACAUGAGACGAGCAGUUGCAAUUGCAAUGAAACAGCCAGUAAAAGUACCACAACCAGGUCAAUCUGCAAUUCCGGCUGAUGGUGGUAAAUUUGCUGAUACUAUUCUUGGUGCAUUAAACGAUGCUGAAGCUGAAGAUGAGGUACCAACUUUGAAAUUGGGUGAUGCAUCAGUCGCAGCUCCAUUUACUUCGAAAUUGGCUAAUGUUAGUACUGUUACCCAUAUCAUUCGUCAAGGACGUUGUGCUUUGGUUUCAACGAUUCAAAUGUACAAGAUAUUAGCCUUGAAUUGUUUAAUUUCAUCUUAUUCACUUUCAGUGUUGUACUUGGCCGGUAUGAAAUUCGGGGAUGGACAAGCCACCAUUUCUGGAAUUUUGUUAUCGGUUUGUUUCUUGUCAAUUUCUCGUGGUAAACCAUUGGAAAAAUUAUCCAAAGAAAGACCACAAGAUGGUAUUUUCAACAUUUAUAUCAUGGGGUCGAUUUUGGGCCAAUUUUUCAUUCAUAUUGUUACUUUGGUUUACAUUACUCGCGAAAUUUACAUUAUUGAACCAAAAGAACCAUCAGUUGAUUUGGAAAAGACUUUCACCCCUUCAUUGUUGAAUACUGGUAUGUUUUUGUUACAAUUGGCCCAGCUGGUUUCUACAUUUGCUGUCAAUUAUAUUGGAUUACCAUUUAGAGAAAGUCUUACUGAUAAUAAAGGUAUGUACUAUGGAUUAUUGGGAGUUGCUGGUUUGACAUUUGCUGGAUCAACUGAAUUUAUUCCUGAAAUUAAUGAAGCUAUGCAAUUUGUACCAAUGUCGACUGAUUUUAAGGUUAAAUUAACCGGAUCAAUUAUUGUUGAUUUGAUUGCUACAUGGGCUAUUGAAACAGUAUUGAAACAUUUCUUUAUGAAUUCACAAGCUGCUGAUAUCGCAUUAAGGGAUGAGGAUUUUGAAUCAACACCAAAGAUUGAAACAAUUGAAGUAGUUAAGGACAAGAUUGAAGUAGAGUAG
Messenger RNA from Lodderomyces orthopsilosis Co 90-125, 3705 nucleotides. RefSeq names its product ion-transporting P-type ATPase (gene SPF1). Gene Ontology annotation, molecular function: ATP binding; P-type ion transporter activity; ATP hydrolysis activity. Gene Ontology annotation, biological process: intracellular calcium ion homeostasis. The transcript has a single exon. The coding region runs from base 1 to 3705 and encodes 1234 amino acids. The record is from RefSeq and is a predicted model, not a curated record. NCBI's taxonomy places the organism in Eukaryota, Fungi, Ascomycota, Pichiomycetes, Serinales, Debaryomycetaceae. Gene Ontology annotation, cellular component: endoplasmic reticulum membrane.